Messenger RNA from Protopolystoma xenopodis, 267 nucleotides. NCBI's taxonomy places the organism in Eukaryota, Metazoa, Platyhelminthes, Monogenea, Polystomatidea, Polystomatidae. The record is from the annotation of a GenBank genome assembly.
GCACGAGAGUCACUCUCUGCAAUUACAGAGGCUUGUCGUCGCCCCGAUGAUCGAAGUAAAAAUCUGCUUGGUCUCGCCAUAGAUGCUGCUCGUGCUCGCUGCUCUGUUGGUGAGAUUACAGAUGCUAUGGCUGUUGUAUUUGGGCGCCACCAAGCAGCGGGUAGGCUCGUGUCCGGUGCAUACCGUUCGGCUUAUGGAGAAGGAGACGAGUUCUCUCGAGCUGUUACUCUAAUUGAAGUAGGUUACAUAGUUGUAUUUAACAAUUAA